Messenger RNA from Alligator sinensis (Chinese alligator), 2912 nucleotides. It is a transcript of the gene FAM167B, whose product is annotated as family with sequence similarity 167 member B. The coding region runs from base 231 to 809 and encodes 192 amino acids. Lineage: Eukaryota; Metazoa; Chordata; Crocodylia; Alligatoridae. The transcript is spliced from 3 exons. The record is from RefSeq and is a predicted model, not a curated record.
GGGCGACGCAGCUGCCUAUGGGGCGAGCGGGGGCCCUCCGAACAGCUGCCGCGCUGGAGAAGUUGGUGAUAAGCGAGGCAUGUUUGGAGGCGCUCGUUGGGAAAUACAGUAACAGGAACUGAGCAGGCUGCGUGUGGGGAUAAAUAACUUGCUCGCAGCUCAUGCACACGCACGCAGACCCAGCCGGCUAGCCUGCGGGUGACACUGCUCUCGUCCUCCUGUGUCCCGCCAUGUCCUUCAGCCACCUGAAGUUCAAGGAGCUGGGAGAAGAGGAGUCCAACUCGGAUGAGGAGAGCCUGGACAGCGUGAAGGCCCUGACAGCCAAGCUGAAGCUGCAGACCAGGAGACCCUCCUACCUGGAGUGGAAGGCCAGGGUGCAGAGCCAGUCCUGGAGGAACGGGGCCAAGGAAGCCACCAUCGGCUUGCUCAAGGAAGAGCAGAGUGGAGACGUGGCUCCAGAGGGGAGUCCUGCCCAGAGGGCGUCGGGCGGUAUCUGUGGGUUUGCCACGAUGGACGAUGCUCUGGAGUGGCUCAGGAAGGAGCUGCAGGAGAUGCAGGCCGUGGACCACCAGCUGGCACGGCAGCUGAUGCAGCUGCGAGGGCAGAUCCACCGGCUGAAGGUGGAGCAGGCCUGCCACCAGCACAAGGAGAUGCUGGACGAUGCCACCUUCGGCCUGGAGGGCUGUGAGGAGGACUCGGACCUGCUCUGCAACAUCCCACCCAAAGCUGCCUUCCUCCUCUCCACGCCGCUCAAGCACAUCGGCGUCACCCGCAUGAACAUCAACUCCCGCCGCUUCUCCCUCUGCUGAGGCUGCCAGGCUCCCCCGGGCUGUUGAGGGGCACCGCCUGGCCCUGAACGUGGGCAGCUGUACCACGCAUCCCUGCAGAGAUGCUCAGGCUGAAUGUAAGAACCCAACAGGCAGGUUGGAGGGAAAACAGUGCGGGGUUGCAGUAUUGCAGGCUGCUGGCUCUGGCAUCCUGCUGCCUUGCUUGCUCCUAUUGCCCAGAGGUGCCUCAUCUCUCCUUGCUGAGUGUCCCUUGUUGAUGAUACUGCAACAGCUUGCUUGAAACCAGACCUGGCAAGACUGGGCCAGGGCUGCCCUGAUCGCCUGGGACCUGAGGCAUGGAUGGAGCUGGGGAAGUUGGACUCGCCUCACUUCUGUCUUCAGUCCUCAGCUCAAUCCCUUGCAACUGGAGGGAUGUGCGCUGCAGAGGCUGGCGGGCAGCAGGGGAGCUGAGCCCUGCCUACUCCCAUCACAUUUGGCCUAUUAUCUGCCUCCUGCUGCCCUGCGGUGGCUUUUGCCCUCUCGCUCCUCAGUCCCUGCUCCCGGGGGGUCUCUGCUGUAUGGAGCAGCAUCUCCAGGAUGCACAGAGCUCCGCAUUUGCCAUAACCCCUGAGCCUGCACAAGGUGAGCAGCCCUGCAGCCAUGUGGCGUGCACAAGGCAAGCCAACUCUUCCCAGCAGCAUGUGAUGCUGUCAUGGGAGGGGAGGAAGCAUCGCUGCUGAAGCAUCUGCGGCUGCAGUGACGCAUGCCACAUGGCUGGAGGCUGCUUGCUGAUGCUGAAAAGCAUGAGCAAACUUUCCAUGCAGCAAGAAGAGAAGGCGGUGCAAAGGCGGCUUGCCUUCUGUGUGUCACAUGUGCUAGUGGCCUCCUUGCCACCCCCAGAGCUGUCUGAUCCCAGGCUUGCACAGACAGGGCCUCCCUCCCCUGUGCCACACACCUACGUCGAAGCCCCUAGUGCCGGCCUGACUCGGCCUGGGGAUUACUUCUGAUCAAGCCAUCUAAUCCAUGUUCCCCCAGCCUUGCGCUGAGUGGGCCGGUCCCCUCCCCCUCCACCUCCACACUGCUUCUUGGUAAUGGCGGAGGAAAAAGGCGGCGAGCACCUUGGGUUUGUCACUCGCUUCCGCUACAUGCUGCUGUUUCCAUUCGGUUUUGCUGAGGCCUCAGAUGAGAGGGGUGCCGGCUCUAUGGGGAGCCAGUGAACAGCCCCACCAAAGCAGGUGCCUUUGUUUGGCCACGUGCAUGGCAGCUUCUGUGUUUCAUGUUCUCUCUGGCUUGUGUGAUGACUUACCUGCAGCUUGGGGACUUCGGUUUUGUUUUUCCUCAGCCCCGCAGGCGCUUGCAGUCCCCACCCUGACCCCUUGUUUGGGAAGCUGAUUUUUCCAGGGAACGUUCGUUCCUUUGGCUGAGAGUGAUGAACCCUGACUUGACACUUUGCCGCGGAUCUUGGAGCACGGUGCCAGAUCUGUGGAAGCUCACAGCCUCUGCUGAGGGCCGUCGACCAAAGAGGGAGGCUGCUGCUGAUGGAGGCAUGGGUUGAAAGUAGUACAGCCUGCUCCAAGACACCUGCAACUUGGGGACAGAGCUGGGAGGAGAAUCCAGGGGCCCUGUGUCCUGACCCCCUGCUCGGCUCAGACCCUUAGCGAAGGAGCUGAACCCUGAAACCCUGGCUGCAAAUUUUCAGCCCUAAGUCCCACAGCCUCUGUUAGAACAAAUUGCUGCUGGUGCAGUAAAGAAGCCUGCUAAGGAUCUUCUGGCUCCAAGCCUUCAAAGAAAAUACAGGAAGAUUGUCAGAGCUUCACAACACUGAGAUCCCACUGACCUUUUUCAAACAAAAAAGCGUUCUUAUUUUGCCUUGAAAAAUGGACUGAGUCCCUGUCCCCCCCACACCCAAUGCUUUAUCAUAAAAGCAGUCAAUAUUUUUGCCAUUUUUCAGUGUUUUUGAUGAUAAAAGAGGAUGCUAGAUUUUUUUUUUUUUUUCAUGAUCUGUGCUGGCAGAUGGGAAGUGGGUGCUGAUGGUUUUGUCGCUGCUUUCCAGUUGCAGAGAGGCUGAAAGCCUGACAUAUUCUUUGCAAAGCGAACCUGUCUUUUUUUUUGUACAGUUGCCAUAACAGCAAUAAAAAUGAUUGA